GUUUUCGACCUGCUUGUCCAUCUCACCGACCGCUGCCAUGUUUGUUGCCCCGCCCGGCUACCAGCCCAUCUAUGGGCCUAGAAUUCCCUAUCUGGGGCCCAUUUAUGGAGGCUUGAGGGAAGGAGUGUCCAUCUACAUCCAGGGGUCCAUCCCUGAAGACAUCACCAGGUUCUUCAUCAACCUGCUCUGCGGAGAGUCUGAGGCCAGCGACAUCGCCAUGCACUUCAACCCUCGGUUUGAUGGCUGGGACAAGGUGGUCUUCAACUCUUGUCAGGGUGGAUCCUGGGGGUCCGAGGACAAGAUCCGUAGUAUGCCUUUCUGCAAGGGCGAGCUCUUUGAAAUGGUCAUCAUAGUAACUUUACAGGGUUACCAGAUUAGAGUCAACGGGAAUGACUUCUACACCUUCGAACACCGUCUCCCCAUGGAGCGAGUUUGUGCAAUGCAGAUUGCAGGAGAUGUUUCCAUCCAGACGAUUAAUGUGAUCGGGGUGAGAGGAAUGGGAGGAGGAAUGGGAGGAGGCAUGGGAGGAGGCAUGGGAGGAGGAAAUGUUCAACAGGGAGGAUAUCCCGGAGGAGGCAUGGGGGGAGGAUACCCAGGCGGCAUGGGAGGAGGAAUGGAAGGAGGAUAUCCAGGAGGCGGCAUGGGGGGUGGAUAUCCAGGAGACAUGGGAGGCGGUAUGGGGCAGGGUGGAUUCCCAGGAUCAAAUCUGCCGGGUAUGGGUGGACAGCCAGUCUACAAUCCUCCUGUUCCCUACUCCAACAUGAUCCCAGGAGGGAUGUUCCCCAAGAGGACCCUCAUCAUCAGAGGCAUGGUGCCCUACGGAGCUGACAGAAUGAGCAUCAACUUCAUGGUGAGCAGAUGUCGGGACAUUGCCUUCCACAUGAACCCCAGAGUGAGGGAGGGGCUUGUGGUGAGAAACAGCAUGCUGGGAGGCAGCUGGGGCCAGGAGGAGAGAGAGCUCAGCAUGAGUCCCUUCAUGGAGGGACAGUACUUCGAUAUGUCGAUUCGCUGCGGGAACCAGAGGUUUAAGGUGUUUGUGAACGGGCAGCACUUGUUUGACUUCUUCCACCGAUUCCAGUCCUUCAGUGAGAUCGACAUGCUGGAGAUAGAAGGCGACAUACAAAUCUCCUACAUCCACUUCUGAGACCACACACAUGUUUGUACUAAACACUGCUUUUUCAUUGUUUUAUAGCAGAAGAUGCAUCAGCUACUGAGUUUUUACAUUUUUUUUCUCAAGUUCUUCAUGUUACCUCACCUCCUGCUGUAUUGAUUACACCUGGUUGACUGAAAUAAUGUCACAAACACACAUUUUGUAUGAAUAAAAUCAAUACCGUCAACGUCCAGCUCAUUUUUGAAUGAACACAUUUAUUUCUUAUGCAAAAUACUGCAGAUGCUGUAUAAAAAUUUGUUUACAAAUCAUGACAGUGACAAUAUAAAGGCAGCUAUAAUACAAUCUUCUCCCAAUUAAAAAAAAAAAAAAAAAAGACCACCAGGA
This is a messenger RNA of Stegastes partitus (bicolor damselfish), 1495 nucleotides long. Its product is annotated as galectin-4. Bases 38 to 1144 code for a protein of 368 amino acids. The record is from RefSeq and is a predicted model, not a curated record. NCBI's taxonomy places the organism in Eukaryota, Metazoa, Chordata, Actinopteri, Pomacentridae. Gene Ontology annotation, molecular function: carbohydrate binding. The transcript has 14 exons.